Messenger RNA from Bolinopsis microptera, 4353 nucleotides. RefSeq lists its product as uncharacterized. The coding region runs from base 1 to 4353 and encodes 1450 amino acids. The record is from RefSeq and is a predicted model, not a curated record. Gene Ontology annotation, biological process: DNA integration. The transcript is spliced from 3 exons. Gene Ontology annotation, molecular function: nucleic acid binding; zinc ion binding. Lineage: Eukaryota; Metazoa; Ctenophora; Tentaculata; Lobata; Bolinopsidae.
AUGGCAGUUCAAAAAAUGAACGCUUCUCGUAGGAUAUCUCCAGCAAUUGAGAAUCUUAGAGAUCAGUCCAAGGUUGAAGAGUACUGCAUUGCUCUUCAAAAUCGUUUUAGCUGCCUACCAAUGGAGGAGAAUCUUGAUGGAGAAUGGACAUUAGUUAAGGAUACUAUUAAAGAAGUGUCUAUGGAGGUAUUGGGUGAGCGCCCCCGGCGCAGAAAGCAGCAGCAUUUGUCUCAGGAGACAAAAAGCCUUAUUGCAGAACGCAGUAAGAUUAAACAGAUGGCGCCUAGUGACAACAACAAUAGGAGCGAGUAUUCUCGGGCCAAUAAACUUGUCAAAAAGAGCUGCAGGAAAGACGACGAGAAUUGGGCUCUUAGAGUUGCAGCAGAUCUGGAAACAGCUGCUGUCCAUGGCCGGCAAAGGGAAGUCUGGCAACGGAUAAAAACACUGUCCGAUUGUUUUAUUUCUACGCACACGCUACAACAAAUGGCGACGAGGACAAAAGAGCCACUAACCGUCACAUGCUGUCAAAAAAGCUGGUUUGAAAGAUACGAGUUUGAGUUAUUGGCGGGAGGACUGGCAGCAGAGGUCCCAGAGUUAGCUAAUGACGGUUCUAACCGUGAGGCUAGAAACAUGGCUAUAAAGAAGAAUUUAGCAGGCUUUAUUGCAAGGACAGAUGAGAACAUUUACAAGCUGUUGAAGUCACUGACCGUAAAAAAGAUGGAAGACUGCAGUUACGAGGAGUGUAAGAAACUCAUUUUAGAUCACUUGGCCCCGGCACCAACAAAGUUUGCCCAAAGAUACAAACUGAGAAGCUGUGUGCAGGAGGGCGAAGAAUCCACAGCAACCUAUGUUUCAAGACUAAGAACAAUCGCAAAUGAAUGUGAUUUUGCCAACUACAACGAGGCUAUACUGGAUCAGCUGCUCGCUGGACUGAGGAAUCAAAAGGUUGUUUCCGAGUUGUUAACUAAGGAUGACUUAACACUGGCAACCGCGGUGAAGGAAGCUUUAAGUCGUGAGCAAGCAAACAGGGAGGCUCAAUUCAUGAAUAGUACGCUAUCACCGGGAGAGUCAUCGAGAUCAGUGAACUUUGUGAAACCAACAUUCAAAAGAACAAUGAAAAACCUCUAUGGGAAGAAGGGGGAAAGUUCAGGUGGUUCGGGUGGAAAGCAGAAAAGUGGAAUGCAAAAGGGACUUAAAUGUAGACGGUGCGGACUUCGUGGACAUAUUGGUGAAAAUUGUCAAGUCCGGUGUCAUAUCUGCAAACGUAUUGGACACAUCUCCAAGAAUUGCAAGCAAAACAGCAUUGUUCACAACAUUGAACAAGGAGAGUCGAGUUCGGAGAGUUAUGAGUUCGGUAUGGAUGAGAAUUGUGAAAAUGUCUUGGACAAUGAGCUUUACCCCGAGUAUGAUCAUGACAAUGAGUGUAAUUCAGUUGAGAUUGAAAAAGUUAAUGUAGAGUUGAACGGUGAAAAAGCUCAUGGAAUGCAGCUCUAUGUAGCAGAGGACUUCCCCAAUUUGUUUGGAAGACCGUGGAUUGUAAAGUUCUGUGGACAGAAUUGGCUAGAGAAGCUGCUCAGCACAAAGUUAGUACAUAAUUUAGCCCCAGACAAAUCCCAGCAGGUGUCAGUGAGCUGUGAAAGCUGCUCUGGGAGUGGUGUCGAUAAGGGUGACAUGCUAACCGAUGGUGCGACCGUGAAAAACAGGUGGAAAUGUGAAAACACCUGUACUCGGGUUGAUCAAUGUCGUAGUAUCGCUCAGUUAAAACAGAGCGAGGUGUUUAAAUCGGGUUUAGGACUAGUUAAGGGUGUACAGGCAAGUUUGGUCCUGAAGGACAACUCCAAACCUAUUAUGAUGAAAGCCCGUAGUCUACCCUAUGCCUUGAGAAACAAGGUUGAAAGUGAGUUAAAUGAUAUGGUUGAAGCGAAGAUUCUAACCAAAGUCGAAGACAGUCCAUGGGGGACACCCAUAGUGCCUGUGAAGAAGGAUGGAGGGCAGUCAGUGCGCAUUUGUGGGGAUUAUAAAUCGACCCUGAACAAAUGUAUCAGCACCCGACAAUACCCUCUACCUACCGUGGAGGAAUGUCUGAAUGCUGUGCAGGGGAGACAAACGUUCUCUAAGAUUGACAUCAAAAAGGCUUAUAAUAACCUGUUGAUAAGAAAUGAGGACCGUGUCUUGACCACCCUGAAUACGCACAAAGGGUUGUAUCAAUGGAAUCGCUUGCCGUAUGGCAUCAGCAGUGCAUCGGCUAUAUUCCAGUCAUGUAUGGAUGACACUCUGUGGGGUGUGCCUAUGACGUGCUGCAGAAUUGACGAUAUAUUAGUUUCUGGUCGAAAUGAGAGUGACCAUCUGAUCAACCUCAAUAAUGUCAUAAGUAGGUUGGAGCAGCGAGGUUUUAAAUGUAAAACCGAAAAAACUUCUUUCAUGCAAAAAGAAGUUGUCUAUCUGGGUCAUGUGGUGUCUGCUGAAGGGAUCAAACCCGUGAAAAGCAAGGUCGAGAGUAUGCUGAUGGCUCCAGAACCUAGGAAUGUGGACGAACUAAUUAGUUUUUUGGGGGCUGUGAAUUAUUACAGGCGCUAUUUGCCCAACUUGUCGUCUGUGAUUGCUCCAAUUGAAAGGCUGAGAGCUAAGAAUGUAAAGUGGGUGUGGACAAAUACCGAAAAGACAGCGUUUAAAAUAUUGAAAAAUCUGCUGGCUUCUAACCGUGUAUUGACCUUUUACAAUCCCAAGCUUCCUCUUAAACUGGACACUGAUGCUUCAAUCGGUGGCAUUGGCGCAGUGUUGUCUCACAUUAUGCUGAAUGGGGAUGAGCGCCCCAUUGAGUUCAUCUCCCGGACCCUGUCACCGGCCGAGAGGAAUUACGCUCAAGUGGACAAAGAGGCCCUGGCCAUAGUGUGGGCCAUAAAGCGCCUACAUAUUUACUUGUAUAUGAGACAGUUUACCUUGGUGACAGAUCAUCGUGCGCUGGUUCGUAUAUUUGGCGAUAAGCCAAUUCCAGAGAUGACUGCCGGUAGGUUAACUAGGUGGGCUUUAUUCCUUAUGAAUUACCAGUAUGACAUUCAAUAUCGUAAUACCAAGGAUCAUGCUAACGCUGAUAUGUUAUCCAGGCUGCCAAAAUCGGUAACACACCCUGUGAGGGAGAGAGACGAGUUUGGUGAUAUGUUCGCACUGACUAUGAGCGAGACUUUACUCAAUGCUGAGUUAGUGGCGAACGACACUCGUAAGGACCCGAUUCUGAGCAGAGUUUUGGAAUACACUCUGAAUGGUUGGUCGAAGAAUCUGAAAUGUGACGGUGAUCUCAAAGCUUUCUGGACUAGAAGAGACGAGUUGAGCCAUGAACUUGGAUGUUUAACUUGGGGAGCCCGUGUCGUGAUUCCCGCUAAACUGAGAAGCACUGUAAUGGAUAUUCUGCACGCCACUCACAUUGGAGUAACAGGUAUGAAAUCCUUGGCCAGAUCUUACGUUUACUGGCCACGUCUUGACACACAAAUCGAGGAUACUGCUCGGACGUGUGAGACAUGCGCCAAGUAUGGUAAGAACAUGACUAAAGUCGUUGACCACCCCUGGGCUAAAACCAGUGCACCUUUCCAAAGAGUACACGCUGACUUUGCGGGCCCAUUCCUGGGCAGCAUGUGGCUAUUAUUAGUAGACUCUUACAGCAAGUGGCCUGAAGUUGUUCAAAUGAACACAAAUACAACAUCUAGUGCUACAAUACGUGCUUUUAGAUCCAUAUUCUCUCGUACAGGUAUUCCAAUCUGUCUGGUAACGGAUAACGGACCACAGUUCGUGUCGGAUGAAACUGAGGGAUAUCUGAAAUCCUGUGGUAUAAAGCACGUGACUGUUCCGACGUAUUCUCCCAAAUCAAACGGAAUCUGCGAACGACUUGUUCAGUCGUUUAAAUCCGCCCUGAAAAAGAUGUCUGUAACCAGUAAGGACGUGUGCAAGAAUCUGAAUGAUUUUCUGCUAACUUACCGCAACACACCCCAUUCGUCUACUGGUCAAACACCAGCUGUGUUAGCGUUCAACAGAACUCUGCGAUCUAAACUACACCAAAUCAAACCAACCGAUCGGAUGAGGGAGCAGGAAUUGCAAUCUGAGAAACUGCAAGUUGCAAUUAACGAACACCCCAGAACUCGAGAGUUCCGGGAAAAUCAGCUCAUUUUCGCCAAAAUGGACGACAAAAGCCACUGGGAACAAGCUAGAGUAAUCAAAAGACUCGGUGAUAAUUCGAACAAUUACGUGGUCCAACACGGAGACAGGAUUGUAAAGAAAAACGCUGACGCAAUAAAACCACGACACACCCCCGUUAUAAGGAUGGAACGAAAAGCAAUCACUAGUCCGCAAAAACGCUGUUAA